This is a messenger RNA of Scylla paramamosain (green mud crab), 2264 nucleotides long. Its product is annotated as monocarboxylate transporter 4-like. The transcript is spliced from 5 exons. Gene Ontology annotation, molecular function: monocarboxylic acid transmembrane transporter activity. Gene Ontology annotation, cellular component: membrane. Bases 597 to 2219 code for a protein of 540 amino acids. Lineage: Eukaryota; Metazoa; Arthropoda; Malacostraca; Decapoda; Portunidae. The record is from RefSeq and is a predicted model, not a curated record. Gene Ontology annotation, biological process: transmembrane transport.
UUUUACUUGUGUGUGUGUGUGUGUGCUUUCCCUUUCUCAGUUAUUACGUAAAUUACAAAGGAAGAAAUAUAACUUUCAUCCAUUGAUCUAAACUCGCAUUUCAUUUAACCUUCAUCUUUCUAAUGUAUACUUAACAGUGUGUUUCUUGAGGGCGAGGGAGGGAGAGGAAUAAUGUGAGAACACUUGCAUGCCCCUCCCCCCCACUCCCCGCCCGCCUCUCUUCCCAUUCCCACAUCCUCACUCAUCUGCAAAAAUGUUAUUAGUAUUCGUAAGGUGAUGCCGAGGAGUGAAACAGGUAACACGCUCGCCGGUGUCUCCUCCUUCUGUUUCUUCUUUGCUCGCAUUCUGAAACACUUCUACGCCGCACCCAGACUACUUUCAAAAGGCUCUUGUUGAAGUGACACGAGUUUUUAAAGGUGUCUUUUUACGGUUCUAGUGACAGACUAACAACAAGAAGAAACACCCUUGACAACCAGGCUAUUCAUCUCUGUGGUCUUUGAAAAUAGUCGUGGUGAGACAGCAAAGCGUUUCAGAAUACGUGCACAGACGCCACCACUCAUCUCUUCCAUCCAUUCCCAAUACACACACUCUUCCUUAUGGACAAAGACUUGGAGGCUGCCUUACUUCUUCACGAGGACGCGAAUGCAAUACAAAGUUGGAAGCAAGAAAAGGAGCUGGAGCAUAAGGAAGAUGACCAAGAAGACGACGAAGAGGAAGACGAAGAGUAUUAUGAGGCGUUGUCGUGGGAAGGCAAUAACUGGCCGGUAGUUUUGGCUGGCUUCGUUAUAAAUAUGCUGUCGCCAGUUGGUAAUAACUGCUUCGGGAUGUUGUUCUUGCCGCGGCUGCUGGAGCUCGGAUUGCCUCCAUGGUUGGUAACGGCCUUAGGGAAUGUAUCGUUGGCUGUCGCGAAUUUGAUAUGCCUUUCCGCGACGCCACUACUGCACCGCUGGGGAUGUCGCCGCCUGCUGCUGCUACUCGGCUUUGUCUACAGCACUGCCUUCACUCUGGCUGCCCUCGCCUUCUCAAUGCCUGGGCCACUUGCUGCCACCGCCAUCGUUGCAGGUUCGCUGCGGGAGUUGGUGUUCCUGGUGGUGCAAGUGGCAGUGAGUCGAUGCUUUGAGCGGAAACGGCCGUUAGCCAUUGGCGUGACGGCAGCGGGAACUUCCCUCAACCAGAUCAUGGGACCUCCAAUGAUUGCUUUCAUGCAGAGCCGCUACAGCCCCAGGACAAUGCUGCUAGUGAUCAGUGUCCUCAUGCUGCAGAUCUGCAUUGCGGCCUCACUCAUGCCUUCAGGCAGAGGCCGCGGUGCUCUGUUGCCUGUUGACCACUUGGCGAUGGUGCGACGGCGAGAAGUGGUGUUACUGUGCCUCGUGAUUGCCGUCAUUAGCGCCACGAUGUCUGUCUUCUGGUUUACGAUCCCGCUGGCCCUGCUCAGUACCGGCCACAAUUCACGCGAGAUGGUGCCAUACUUCAGCAUUCCCGGCGUGGCCAACUUCAUCACCAGAGUGGUCAUCGGUCUGCUGCUCUGCCAUCUCUGCCGACCCACCCCUUUGAUGAAGCUGUGCUCCACCCUGUCCGCCGUCACCAUCUCUGUGUGGUUCUGGUGUGAGCGGCCGUUCUGGCGGAUAGUGUGGCUGUCCCUGUGUGGGGGAUGCAGUGGUGUCACCAGGGUAUUGAUAUCCCUAGUGGUCCUGGAGGCGGUGGGAUUGCAGUGGCAAGCGGAGGCGCUCAGUCUCAUCAGCGUGACUACGGGGUUCGCAACACUGCUGGUCGGCGAGGUAGCAGGUGCGUAUACUUGUGUGGGUGAGCACUGCCUUUUCCCCGCACAUACUACUCUCCUUUUCGCAUUGCAUUCCAUUAAUUUCCUUUCGUUUAACCCUCAAUUCGGUCCCUGCCAACGCCCUGUCCAAACACUUACCUUCCACGCAUAUCUUGUCUUCUGCAGAUUUGUCGCGAGUGUUGACCGGGAGCUACGCCUCCAAAAUGUACGCCAUGAGUGCCUUCCUCAUGCUGACGCAGGUGCUAUGGGAGUUCGUGGACGUCCGAGCCAGCGAACCGUCUUCCACGCAUCAGAGAAGAGAGAAAAAACCGACAGAUUGCAGAUAGAAACACUUGACAUAUCUCAGAAUAUUCCCUUGCCUUCACCGAGGCCAAGACGCUCGCCAGACGCCAAGGCCCUUACUUGUCCCGCCACUUCUGCACCUCCUGGAACCGUAUGAGGCUGGAAUAUACACACCUAUAACUUAUAUCCAUGUUGAAAACUU